AUGGAACCUUUGGCUUUCGCACCGGACGGCUGGUUCGGGCACUGGGUCGAGCGGCGACCCGUGUGCCGAUGCAGUGUCCCCAGAGUGAACGCAGUGUUUCGCUCGCGACACCGGGAAGAGGUACGAGCUUCCCUGGAGCCAAACGAUCCCAAGAGACGAACGUUCAUUAAACAAGUUGGUGUGGGCAUAGCCGCUUUUAUGACACAGUGGCUGCUGGGGGCUGUGUCCGACGCUCGCGCUCGUGAGCCACCACCGACGGGUCCGUGUCCGAACUGUCGCGGCAAGGGGCGUGUCGUCUGUGACAUGUGUGGUGGAACGGGCUUCUGGCGGGCUGGUGGCUUCGCUGAAGACAAGCGAGCGCAGUAUAAAGGCACGGUCUGUCCUCAGUGUGACGGAAAGGGGAACCUUGUGUGUCCGGUUUGUUUGGGCACUGGCGAGGCGAACAUCCGGGGCAUGUUACGUCGCCGUCGCGUACCGACUGAAUCUGGUAGAACGCUCCAGACAAACUUUCCGGAAGACGACCAGUCAUAG
Cyanidioschyzon merolae strain 10D is the source of this 531-nucleotide messenger RNA. RefSeq lists its product as hypothetical. Bases 1 to 531 code for a protein of 176 amino acids. The transcript has a single exon. The record is from RefSeq and is a predicted model, not a curated record. NCBI's taxonomy places the organism in Eukaryota, Rhodophyta, Bangiophyceae, Cyanidiales, Cyanidiaceae.